This is a messenger RNA of Mustela lutreola (European mink), 2246 nucleotides long. It is a transcript of the gene SERPINI2, whose product is annotated as serpin family I member 2. The transcript has 9 exons. Lineage: Eukaryota; Metazoa; Chordata; Mammalia; Carnivora; Mustelidae. Bases 867 to 2084 code for a protein of 405 amino acids. The record is from RefSeq and is a predicted model, not a curated record. Gene Ontology annotation, molecular function: serine-type endopeptidase inhibitor activity. Gene Ontology annotation, biological process: negative regulation of endopeptidase activity.
UAGUAACUGGAACAAAUAUUCCAUUUUUCUUCUUAGAGACAACUGAUGAAUAAUACAAUGUGUUAAAUAUCUGAUUGUCAUUGAGGUGAUGGAUUUGAACUAGAAGAAUGAACCGUUCAAUUAUGCAUCCAUUUUUUGAAUGAACUGUUGGUAGAGAAAACCAUGUAAAAGUUUAAAAGUGUAUAAAAGUAAAAUCGAUGUUUAUUAUUAAAUCUAUGUUUAAUAGUAUUGCCUUCGUAUAAUUUGGUAAAUCAAUAAUCUUAAUCUGGUCUUUUUGUUCAAAAUAGAGAGUGCAUUUCUCAGUAUCUACUCUUUUUCCUAAGGAUUAAAAUGUAACCACAGGAAAUUCCUGUGACAAUUGUAUAAUUUGAUGAAUUGUUGCGAACUCUGUAAGUGCAGCAGCAAUUUGUCUCUGCAUUCUGGACUUGAUUUAGCUUUAUCCUUUUUCUCAUAGGCAUUCUGAAAUAUUUAUGAUGGCAUACAUUGGUAAUCUGAUGUGCAAGUCCUGUGAGAAACAAAAAGAACUAAUUACUAGCAAAUUUACAAGCCCUAGUAUAUCCUUCCAAGUUUUAUUUCAGUUUACUGUAAAAGAAGUGGAAUAAUGGGUGAAAUAUUAUAAAACUAUUAUGGUUUUCUCUCUCAAUUCUUGCCAGUUGCAUCAUUGAUCAUUAACCUGAUCAUAUUUGUCCUUUUAUACAAAGGUAGUGAACACCUGCUUUGGGUUUAAAGGAAUUAAUCAUACAGCGUUCAAGAUAAAUAAAGUUGGCCUUGACUGAUCAAGUAUUUUAAGUACUAGUGUUUCCAAGCAGUUGCAUUUCAGUUAUAAAACUACAGUGAAUAAUCAGAAGCGAAUUUGGGAGGUCAAAAUGUGUAAGAUCUUGUUGUGGAGUUUCCUACUGAUUUUUUCUGGAAGCCAAGCCUCAAGACCGUCGGCUCAAAGAAAUAUCGAAUUUGCAGUGGACCUUUAUCAAGCUAUUUCUUUAUCUCACGAGAACAACAUUAUAUUUUCCCCCCUUGGAACAACGUUGGGUCUUGGGAUGGUACAACUGGGAGCAAAAGGAAAAGCACGACAGCAGAUAAGACAAACUUUAAAACUUCAGGAAACCUCAGCCGGGGAAGAAUUUUCUGUGCUGAAGUCAUUUUUCUCUGCCAUCUCAGAGAAAAAGCAAGAAUUUACAUUUAAUCUUGUCAAUGCCCUCUACCUUCAAGAAGGAUUCACUGUGAAAGAACAGUAUCUCCAUAGCAACAAGGAGUUUUUUCAGAGUGCCAUAAAACUGGUGAAUUUUCAGGAUGCAAAGAUUUCUGCAGAGACAAUAAGUACCUGGGUAGAAAGCAAAACAGAUGGGAAAAUUAAAGACAUGUUUUCAGAGGAAGACUUUGGUCCUCUGACUCGGCUUGUCCUGGUGAAUGCUAUUUAUUUCAAGGGUGAUUGGAAGCAGAAAUUCACAAAAGAGAGCACACAGUUGAUGAAUUUUACUAAGAAGGAUGGUGCGGCAGUCAAAAUCCCGAUGAUGAAGACUCUUGUGAGAACAAAAUAUGGUUAUUUUUCUGAAUCGUCCAUGAACUACCAGGUUUUGGAAUUACCUUAUAAAGGUGAUAAGUUUAGUUUAAUCAUUGUACUUCCUGCAGAAGACGUGCACAUAGAAGAAAUGGAAAAGCGAAUUACUGCUCAUCAACUCCUAAAAUGGUUCUCCGAGAUGCAAGAAGAGGAAGUGGAAGUAAGCCUCCCUAGAUUUAAAGUAGAACAAAAAUUAGACUUCAAAGAAGCUCUGUAUUCUUUGAAUAUAACUGAGAUAUUUAGUGGUGGCUGUGACCUUUCUGGAAUAACAGAUUCAGCUGAAGUGUUUGUUUCCCAAGUCAUGCAGUAUGUUUUUUUUGAGAUAAAUGAAGAUGGCAGUGAAGCCGCAACAUCAACUGGCAUGAACAUCCCUGUGAUCAUGAGUCUGGCUCACAACCAAUUUAUAGCAAAUCAUCCAUUUCUGUUUAUUGUGAAGAAUAACCCAACAGAAUCAAUUUUGUUUAUGGGAAGGGUGACAAAUCCUGACACCCAAAAGAUGAAGGGAAGAGAUUUAGAUUCACUGUGAUUGAAGAGUCUCAGAACAUAAGAUGAUUCAUGAAAAAUAAUUGAUUGGCAAAAUAGCAUCACUGUGCAAGUAUUUUCUACAUAUCUUUUUCUGUUUUAACCAUAUGUGUAAUAAUCGCUACUGAAAUAGAUCUAUAUUAAUGAGUAAGUGAAAUUAUUAAUA